UUUGUUUACGUCGUCAUACGUAGAGCAAAGGCUGCUGGUCCUCCGCUGUCAUGGCUCCGGACAUAAACAGAAUUUCGUGAUUAGCGACACUUUUCGGAGUCUUUUGUUACUUGAGCGGUCACUACGAAUUAACUGUGAAUCCAGGAAAGAAGCGGCAGAGGGGAACAUGUCCGGGGUGGACAAGGCCGUGGAGUUACAGCUGCAGAUACGGCAGAAUGCGGAGGAUCUUCACAGCUUCAUGAGGGAGCUGGACAACUGGGAGACAGACAUCAAGAGGAAGGACGAAGAGCUGAGGACUGGACGAGUCCAGGAGCUCCAGAAAACCCUUCCACCUGUGCGUAACAAGGGCUACAGGUCAAAGAUGAGGGAGAAGAGGAGGAAACAGGUGCCUGCUGCUGACGGCGACACAAAGGCAGAGGAGCCCAGUCGAGCUUCCAGACUCAAAUCCUGUGAUUAUGGAUCAUGGGACAAGUUCGACGUGGAUAAAGCUCUGGCAGAAAUGGACAAGGAGGCCGAGUCCAACGAGUCCGACUCGGAGGAGAUGGACAAGGACAGAGCUCUGGCUGAGAAGGAGAAUGGUAACAAAUUGUUUAAAGAGGGGAAGUAUGACGAGGCCAUAGAGUGUUACACUAGAGGGAUGGCUGCUGAUCCAUACAACCCUGUGCUUCCCACCAACAGAGCCACGUCCUUCUUCAGACUCAAGAAGUACGCCGUGGCCGAGUCGGACUGCAACCUGGCCGUUGCCCUUGACGACAACUACUAUAAGGCGUAUGCUAGGAGAGGAGCUGCUCGGUUUGCCCUGCAGAAACACCAGCUGGCUCUGGAAGAUUACCAGACAGUCCUCCGGCUGGACCCGGGUAACUCUGAAGCCCAGAGCGAAGUGAAGAAACUCCUGGAGAUCCUCGCUCAGGGUGACGUCCGCAGUCCGGCCGUCCAGCGCGCCGAGGCCGCUGCCGCCGCCAACCAGCAGCAACAGCCGGGAGAGCAGCAGAGGAAACAGGAAGCUGUGAUGCAGAAGGACAGAGGAAACGCUUACUUCAAAGAAGGGAAGUACGAGGCAGCCGUGGAAUGCUACAGCAGAGGAAUGGAGGCGGACGCCAUGAACGUCCUCCUGCCUGCCAAUAGAGCCAUGGCCUUCCUCAAGCUGGACAGGUAUAAAGAAGCAGAGGUGGACUGUACAGCAGCCAUUUCUUUGGAUGACACUUACUCUAAGGCCUUUGCCCGCCGCGGCACAGCCAGACUGGCGCUGGGGAAACUGCAGGAGGCCGAGGAAGAUUUCCGGCGGUUGCUCCAGCUGGAGCCUGGGAACAAGCAGGCCCUGAAUGAGCUGCAGAAGCUGCAGACGGAUCCAGGCUGCAGCGGCGCUCUGCGGGCAGAGGACGGCGCCCAGAGGAGGACGGUCCAACCGGUGGACAAACCAGAACAUCUGCGCUCAACCAAACCUCUGAGACGAAUCGACAUCCAGGAGAUCAGCGGGAGUCUGGCGCCGCCCAGGCAGGAAGCUCUUCCUCCGUUAAUCCAGGAAGUAGAGAGGAAGACUGACUCGCCGCUGUCGUCAUCGCCCAGCGCCAAGAUCAUCAAAAUGGAGGAAGCAGCAGAAACACAGAAACAUGACAGAGUUCCUGCCAGCAGAGAUGCCGCCCAAUCAGUUCAGGAGGAAUCCACUGAAGCAGCUGAAGCAUCAAGUUCAGAUGUGCCUCCUGCUCCCAGCAACAGCUUCCAGCUGGAGUCGGACCUCCGCAAGCUCAGCAAGCAGCCGGAUGCGGUUUACAGAUACCUCAGGCAAAUCAGUCCCUCAGCGUACGGCCAGAUCUUCCAGAACUCUCUGGAGCCGGACCUGCUCAACCAGAUCCUCAGAACCCUGCACGAUUUCUUCAUAGGGAAUGAACCUCCGACCUCCAUCUUGGAGACCCUCGGCGGUCUGGCGGGCGUGAGGCGCUUCGACAUGGCCAUCAUGUUCAUGACGCCGCAGGAGAAGAAAGUGCUGACGGAGCUGUUUGACUUCCUGCUCCAAGCCCAGCUGGACCAGCCCACCGUUUCAGACCUGCAGAAGAAGUACGGACUAUGAUGGACGGACAAACGCGUUCCCAGCUUCCAGCGUCUGCAAUGUGUUUACUUCAACCGGCCGAAGACAACCUGACGUUUGCUGAACUGAUACUUAACCAAAUAAAACAGGUGUGUGUUUCUGAAACGUG
This is a messenger RNA of Gambusia affinis (western mosquitofish), 2195 nucleotides long. RefSeq names its product RNA polymerase II associated protein 3 (gene rpap3). The record is from RefSeq and is a predicted model, not a curated record. The transcript has 17 exons. The coding region runs from base 167 to 2068 and encodes 633 amino acids. Gene Ontology annotation, molecular function: protein binding. Lineage: Eukaryota; Metazoa; Chordata; Actinopteri; Cyprinodontiformes; Poeciliidae.